GUUGAAGAUGAUAAAAUUAUUGUGCCCCGUAAUUCAUUGGUUGAGGUGAAUCAAUCUGGCCUCCUAAUGGAGACAAUGGUCGAUAUUACACCAAAAGAUCCACUCCCAACACCUUCAGUUGGUCCACUGGACGCAGACUGUUCCAAAGAAGGCUUAAUCCUCUGUGACAAAGAGAGAAUGAAAGGACAACAAGGAGUAAGCUUAGAUGCAAUGGUGGGUAUAUUUACCCGUCUAGGAAGAGACAUGGAGGAAAUUGGUGUUCAUAAAAGCUUCAAGUUGGCGGAAAAGGUUGCAUCUAUAAUGGAAGAAGCACAACCUCUCCUUUCACGGAUUGAAGCAUUAGCUGAAGAAGUUCAACCUUUGCUCUCGGAGGUGGGUGAUAGUGAUCUGGUGAAGGAUGUGGAGACUAUAGCUAAAGGCCUGGCUGACGCAUCUGGUGAUUUAAGAAGGUUGAAGUCUUCCAUGCUUACCCCUGAGAACAGUGAUCUAAUCAAGCAGUCUAUAUUCACCCUUAUAUUUACUCUGAAGAACAUUGAGAGUAUCAGCUCGGACAUCUCUGGUUUCACCGGCGACGAGGCGACACGGCGGAACAUCAAGCUGCUGAUCAAGUCCCUCAGCAGACUAUUGUGACCCCUCAGUUGAACUGAACAGCGUGGAUAUGGGUAGAGUAGGCCAUCCGUCCUGAUGGGGUCGGAGCAUCUUUAAGAAGAUAAGCUGAGUUUUUUUUUCUGCAUUCUUGGCAAGAAAAGCAGUAUUUAUCGUUGUCGUCGAGUUAUGCUAGGCCCAUUUUUGUUUUGUGUUUUGUGCAGCACGGUUGUGGUUGAGCAAGUGUAAACAAGGAAUACUCCCAUUGUUUCUUACCGGUGGCACUCGUUGAUCGGUGUGUCGUCGUCGGGGCGGCACAAUUCAAAGCAGCAGCAGCAGCCUAGUAGGACUGAUAGCUACUGGUAGCACAUCUCGCCAUCGGUCAAUUCAAUCCUUGGACUUGCGCUCUCUGCUUUUGUUUGUGUGGUGGAAUGGAAUCAAACGCGACGACGAAUGUAGCCUGACAACGGGUGCAUCGGUCCAGUUUCGAUCGUGUGGUCUUCCAUUUCGUGCCUCGUCGGAUAUAAGCGGAAGUAUGUUACUAUAUUGAUUAUUUUUCCAGUUUCAAUUGCGUGUGCGUGCAAAACAAGCUGCAGGCCGUGCACGCUAGGCGCCAAGCCAAUAAUCCAGCGCCGUUUCCAUUCA
Triticum urartu is the source of this 1230-nucleotide messenger RNA. The record is from RefSeq and is a predicted model, not a curated record. Lineage: Eukaryota; Viridiplantae; Streptophyta; Magnoliopsida; Poales; Poaceae.